Manihot esculenta (cassava) is the source of this 1456-nucleotide messenger RNA. RefSeq names its product serine acetyltransferase 1, chloroplastic. The transcript has a single exon. Lineage: Eukaryota; Viridiplantae; Streptophyta; Magnoliopsida; Malpighiales; Euphorbiaceae. Bases 69 to 1229 code for a protein of 386 amino acids. The record is from RefSeq and is a predicted model, not a curated record. Gene Ontology annotation, molecular function: L-serine O-acetyltransferase activity. Gene Ontology annotation, cellular component: cytoplasm; cytosol.
CCUUUUGUUGUUUCUUUCUUUCUUUCGUUAUCCUCUAGAAAAUUUUUCCCAAGAAACUCUCAUUUCCAAUGAAAGUUCCGGUCUUAGCCCCUUCUCUAUAUAAAUCCUUUCCUCCUCCACUCUCUCUCACCAAUCCUUUCUUAUUUUCACACUCUUUUCCAUCAAUUGGCUCCCUUUCCAAGCAUCUUGAUUAUAAUCUUCCCAUGGCUGCUUGUGUUGACACUCCUAGACCGGACACCUCUCCACUUUCUCGCGAUACUAGCAGGUCUGAAAGUGAUGAUCAUGUUUACAAGUAUGUCAAUUGUUGUCGACCCUGUUUUUCCGAUCAUGUUUCUAGCUUACCCUUUAGCAAUAAUCAUAUGAAAACCGUACACACGCUUUCAGUUGUGGAAGAUCUUCACUAUGAAGACGAGAGUAAAGAAGAUCCAUGGCUCAAAAUGCAGGAGGAAGCCAUGUUAGAUGUUGAGCAAGAACCGGUUCUGUCCAGCUACUACUAUAACUCCAUUCUGUCUCAGAAGACACUAGAAAGGGCGUUGGCGAAUCAUCUGGCAAUUAAGUUAAGCAAUUUCACCCUUCCCAGUUGUACUCUGUUUGAUAUUUUUAUAGGGGCUCUUGAAGGGAAUCCAGACAUCAUUAGUGCGGUGAAGGAAGAUUUGAGAGCUGUGAAGGAAAGAGACCCAGCCUGCAUAAGCUACGUGCACUGUUUCCUGAAUUUUAAAGGGUUUCUGGCAUGCCAAGCCCAUAGAAUAGCACAUAAAUUAUGGGUACAAGGUAGAAAUAUUUUAGCUAUAUUGAUUCAAAACAGAGUAUCUGAGGCUUUUGCAGUUGAUAUUCAUCCAGGAGCAAGGAUUGGACAGGGGAUUUUACUUGAUCAUGCCACCGGAAUAGUUAUUGGAGAGACUGCUGUGAUUGGGAAUAACGUGUCAAUCUUGCAUAAUGUGACUUUAGGUGGUACGGGGAAGGCUUCUGGAGACAGGCAUCCAAAGAUUGGUGAUGGGGUUUUGAUUGGGGCUGGCACAUGCAUUUUGGGUAACAUUAGGGUUGGGGAUGGGGCCAAGAUUGGGGCUUGUUCAGUGGUGUUGAAGGACGUGCCACCCAGAACUACUGCUGUUGGCAACCCAGCUAGAUUAGUUGGAGGAAAGCAGAACCCAAUUAAGCUUAACAAGAUUCCUAGCUUUACCAUGGACCACACUUCACACAUAGCUGAGUGGUCUGAUUAUGUUAUAUAGAUGGGUUUUUACUAGUCAGAAAUUAUAAAUUUUUAGUAUUUUAGGUUUCGGAGUAUUUUCCUGCUAUUGUGAUUGAGAACUGAAGUUCUCUCACUAGCUAGCAGAACAGGAUCUGUUCUAAUCCUACUUAGUGAUAUCAUAAUCUUAACUAGUGAUAUCUUAUGUAUGGCCUUGAGCAAAUAAUGCCAGACCAAAUGUGUUGUUAAUUUUCUUCCAGUUCUGUUGUG